AUGGGUCUGACAAGUCCUCAAGCCCCGGAUAGCGAGCAAGGUCUUCAGGUGAUUGUCGACCAGCAGAGCAAUGCUAUCCAGUUGCUCCACGAGGCUUUCGCAGCGGAGCGGCAGGUAUGGAGCCUGGAGAAAGAUCGACUGUAUCAACGCAUUGCAAGCCUGGAGAAGUUGUUGUUAAAAACCAGAGAUCACUAUAGCCCUGCCAAAUCACCCAUUCUGUCACCAUUGAGCGGAGCAAGUACGAGCAGCCACAUCAUUUCUCCACAAGCCAGAGCUGUGAGCAAUGCUUCACGACUGCCCGUCAUUGCGGAGGAUGAAAACCUACCGCCGCUGUCAACUAGGCGUGACGGCGCACCAUCUUCCAUCGAUUUGCCAGGCCGCCCAGCCGUGCCAAACCCAGAGCGGUCAAGCAGAUCGCAAAGAGAGAGCAACAUAUCCUUCGACGAUGACAUUAAAGUCGAAGAGAUUCCAAUCUCGCCACCUAGUACUUCGAAAGUACUGUCACCGCCUCCAGCGAGCAAUCUUGUGUUGGCUGGUCACACUCCGCUCAAAGCACCCAGGCCACCGACUCCACCACCGCAAAGCAUGUUGAUGGACGGCAUGGAGGACACGCCCACGCGGCAUAACACACAUAUCAACACCUACCUCGUCCAGAGUAAUGACGAGGAGGAAGACGUCCCGCUUACAGGACCCCUGAGCAUGCCAGAGCUGCCAAACAAGCCGGAAGAUGGCAACUUUACACUAGAAGUGUUGUCUAAGAGGCUCGAACAAGUGGCCCAAAGUCCGGAAGACUGCAGGCCUACCAUUUUCGCCCAGCCAAGUCCGGGCAUGGUGUCGCCUACCGUAGAGCUAACGACGCAAGAGUCGCUCAAGGAAAGCUCAUCGCAACCAGGAAGCUUGACAGCAUCGGCUGCCGUGUCACCGACAGGAGCCCCCGCGCCGCCUCCACCAUCACAUGAAGUGAAUGGCGUGAGGUUGAAGAAGAAGCCAAGCGUCAACUUUGGCGCGCCGUUCGGUCAGCUUGGCAGCUUUGGUGGGCGGAAGCUGUCUUGA
This is a messenger RNA of Baudoinia panamericana UAMH 10762, 1053 nucleotides long. RefSeq lists its product as uncharacterized. The transcript has 2 exons. Lineage: Eukaryota; Fungi; Ascomycota; Dothideomycetes; Mycosphaerellales; Teratosphaeriaceae. The record is from RefSeq and is a predicted model, not a curated record. The coding region runs from base 1 to 1053 and encodes 350 amino acids.